AUGUUGUCAUCAUUAACUCACUGUUGCCCUGGUCUAUUGGGUGGAGGUGGAGGAGGAGGAUGUUGUGGUGGUUGCUCAUGCUGUGGAGGCUGUGGUGGCGGUGGUGGAUUGCUUGGUCGUCGCAAACGAUCUGUUGAAGAGAGCUGCAACAGUGAUGAGUUGAAAGAAAUUUUAUUGCAGAAUAUGGUGAACGAUGAGGAGAAAUCAAAAGAGCAGAUUAUUGAGGUGUUAUCGAGAAGGACAAGCUUCUAUUCAGUUUUUUGUUCGAAUCAAACGACAGACUUGACAUAUUCUAAUAACUUGUUAUUCUGUACUGUCUCUAACUCCUUAUUCAGUUGCACAGCUUUAUCUCAGUAG
Messenger RNA from Auanema sp. JU1783, 357 nucleotides. NCBI's taxonomy places the organism in Eukaryota, Metazoa, Nematoda, Chromadorea, Rhabditida, Rhabditidae. The record is from the annotation of a GenBank genome assembly.